AUGGCCGUAAUCGAAGGUCCACUUAGCAAGUGGACAAAUGUCAUGAAAGGAUGGCAGUAUAGAUGGUUCGUUCUUGACGAAAGCUCUGGCAUUUUGUCAUAUUUCACUUCUAAAGAGAAGAUGAUGCGAGGAGCCAGGAGAGGCUGUGUGAGGCUGAAGGGAGCAGUCAUUGGUAUUGACGAUGAAGACGAUAGUACAUUUACCAUAACUGUGGAUCAGAAAACAUUUCAUUUUCAAGCUCGAGAUGCUGAUGAACGUGAGAAGUGGAUACAAGGACUGGAAAAUGCAAUACUUCGACAUUCUCAUUCUCAAAAGAAACAGGAAGUUAAGUCUGUCCCUACAGCUGCAGAUUUUGACAGAAAACUCUCAGAAACUGACGCCUACUUACAACUUUUGAUAGGCCAAGUACAGACGUUGGAGACAAGAAUUGAUGCUUGUGAAGAUGUAUCUGCCAAAGAAAAAUAUAGUGUUUUAAAAGUGACUGCAGAGGCUAUGAUUGAAGCUAUAAAGCAUGCCAUUGUGAUGUUACAAAUAGCGAAGGAAAGUUUGAAGGGUCCAGUGAUGAAUGGCACUAUGCAUGAGGCAGUUCUCACCACAGGUGCUGAUUUUGACCAUUUUGGUCGGAGAGCAGGCCAGAGGGCUAAUUCACAAUAUAGUGGGAUUCCUGCCUCCCUGUCAGCUGAGAGCAUAGACCUCAACACCUCUCUACCUCCGCCUGAUAUCUCUACCAGCACACCUCUCUCAGGGGGUGAUGAUAACAGUAACAGUACCAGUACGACUGUCCCAGAGACUUCCUAUUCCAGCAGUGAGGAUGAAGACUUCUUUGAUGCCGAAGAUUUCAAGUCUACACCAAAAACUAGCCCAGAUAAGUCAACAUCAUCGUCUUUGGUGACAACACCUAGCCCGGACGGCGAGGAAGAGGAGAAGAGAGACCCUCCACAGAUCAUUGCCUCAGAGGAUGACUAUUUUGAUGAACUUUACGAUGAGCGAGAUGAUGAAGGAUUGGGCUCUCUGGAGAGUCAUGGCAGUAUUAUAGCACACCUGUUGUCUCAGGUGAGAAUUGGAAUGGACCUAACCAAGGUUGUGCUCCCGACCUUUAUUCUGGAGCGGAGGUCACUACUUGAGAUGUAUGCCGAUUUCUUUGCUCACCCAGAUCUGUUUAUCAAAAUUCCUGACAUGGACACUCCUGCAGAGAGGAUGAUACAGCUGGUUCGCUGGUACAUGUCAGCCUUCCAUGCUGGUCGUAAUAGUGAUGUGGCUAAGAAACCGUACAACCCUAUACUAGGAGAGACAUUCUGUUGUCAUUGGAGCAUGCCUGACUGGCCCAAAACCACAGACCUAGCUGAUGAUGGCCCAGUUCCAUGGUCAUCUAAAGAAAACCUGGCAUUCAUUGCUGAACAAGUGUCCCAUCACCCACCCAUUUCUGCAUUCUAUGCAGAACAUUACAAUAAACGCAUAUCUUUGGAUGGGUAUAUAUGGACAAAAUCCAAGUUUCUUGGACUCUCCAUUGGGGUCCAUAUGAUUGGACAAGCAGUUGUAUCUCUUAUAGACCAUGAUGAGGAGUAUGUUAUCACUUUCCCUAAUGGGUAUGGCAGGUCCAUCCUGACAGUGCCGUGGGUAGAGUUAGGAGGAAAGGUGACCAUUACUUGUGCCAAAACAGGAUUUUCAGCCAACAUAGAUUUUCAUACAAAGCCAUUUUAUGGAGGAAAAAAGCACCAAGUCACAGGCAAUGUUUACUCACCGACAGACAAAAAGAAUGCAAUAUUGACAUUUACUGGUGAAUGGAAUGGAGUGAUGUAUGCCAAACACAGCUCAGGGAGAAACGAGGCAUUUGUGGACACUAAGAAGAUGGCCAUUGUAAAGAAGAGAGUAAAACCAUUGGAUACACAAGCAGAGUUUGAAUCUAGAAAACUAUGGGAACAAGUAACAAGAAAUCUGAAACAGAAGAAUGUAGAAGUAGCAACAGAGUUUAAACAUAAAUUGGAACAUCGGCAGAGAACAGAGGCAAAAGAAAGGAAGGAAAAGGGACUGAAAUGGGAAACAAAGCAAUUCCAUGAAGUAGGGGAACACUGGGUGUACGACCGGCCAUUACUGAAACGUCUCGGGAAGGGGACACCCACACGUACACCGACAGACACGCUGUAAACCUGACACCUGUAACCUAGACACAGCACUGUAACUCCUUGUUCAUAGGAAAAUUGCAGAAACAUUGAUGGUUCUACACGUUGGUACUUUCUAAUUGUUCUAAAACAAUGGAAACAAGUGUUAAGGACACUUCACCAGAGAAUGGUCUCUACCUAUGAUCACUUAUGCUUCAAAAAAUCAUAUUCACAUUUGCACGGCGAUGAUAUCACAUAAACAAACUUAAGUACCAUAUAUUGCAUCAGCCGAAUGACCAGUAUAAAGCUAUCAUUGUGGGCACAGAUACAGCAUCAACUGACCAUCAACAUGGCCGUUUCUUUUGAUGGAUUACACUGUAAAUAAGGAAUCAUUUAUCUUUGUUUAAUCAAGUUAUAAUUGGCAAAAGACAGCAACAAGACUAUUCAAUUCUUAAGAAAACAACAAUACACAGCAGUGUUAACCUGAAGCAAUGGAUAAUGUGUUGUGUUUUUUUUAAUUUAUUGACAAUCAAAAAUAAUUAAAUUGCUACAAUUUGAGGCUUCCAUUAAUACAAUUGUGUCUAUUAUACAUCAGAUAAUGGCUGGUUGGUAGGGCUGUGUGAUGAUAAUUGUUGCAAUAAUAUUUAACACAGUAACAUCCAGAUUCUAUGUUACUAAGCAAUACACACCUGAAUAGUUCAUGUAUGUUUUACAAUGGAAAAUGUGAUUCAUAGGGAUAUGAACACCAUCUUUGUGUUGAUAAUGCUUAUACGACUGUAAUCCUGUCAAGUUCAUGGGGAGAUGAAUAUAGUGUUAUAAGAAUAUAUCCUGAGUUUCAAAACACUAUAUGGAAAAGAUUUUGUAUGGAUGUUAAAUACGAGAUGAGAUUAUGGGUGGUUAUGUAUGUUGUAUAUAUGGAAUGAAAUUGUGUGUGGAUGUUGUAUGUUAAAAAUAGAAUUAUGUUUUUAUAACUCAGAUUCUUUAAACUGAAGUUAUUAUUGCAAGCAUUCUUUACUAUUUUGUUAAAGCAUAUCAGAUAAUACAGUUACAUAUUCAUAAAAUAUUCACUCACACAUUCAUGUAUUAAAUAUUUCAUUGAAGAGAAUGUAAAUUUUGGAUAAAGAGGAUAAAAAAAUGUAUCAAUAAAUUUUGCACUAUAUGCACUAAAGCUAGAUUGUGCUUAUCUCUGUUUAUAUACUUGUAUAUCAAUUGUUUAGGAUGCCUAAAUCUAUCAUUGGCUAUUUUGUCAACAUAUUAGUAUGUUUACAGUUUUAGAAAAAAAAGUUAAAUGUUUUGGGAAAAAAUUGAAAAUAUCAUAAAGUUACCUGUCUCUCUGAUUUAAACAAAUAUCACAGAAUAAUUUUCAGAUUGAUAAGAUAUAGGCUAUAACUCAAAUUUCUAUUGACUUUCACUGAAUUCUGGAAGUUAGUGAAAUGUUUAUGGAUUAUGUCGUCCUUUGUAACUAUUCAUGUCUAUUAAAUACUCGUCUUACUGAUUCUGCCCACUGCAGUAGAUAGAUUUUAAAUCUUUUUCUUGAAAUUUGAAUUAUCAACAUAAUGUUGAAAAUAUGCCAAAUACCUGUGAUGAAAAUUUGUAAUUUCUUCACAUUGAGAGUUGAAAUUCUUAUAAUGUUGUGUGUAAAUGAUCUUUGUUUGAAUCAAUGUUUAACUGGUUUGUGGAAUGGGCAACAUUUAUGUGUAAUAUAGUACUAGAUUGAAAGAAAGUUCAGAAACACAAGUGCUGUAUGUUUUAAGUGCUGGGAACACUUUGCUUAUGUAGACUUACAUAAUUCACUGUAUGCUUACAGUACAUUUCAAUACUAACUGUGAUUCACAAAUUAAACAAUUAUUUUUUCAAGGUAA
Messenger RNA from Ylistrum balloti, 3961 nucleotides. Its product is annotated as oxysterol-binding protein-related protein 9-like. Gene Ontology annotation, molecular function: sterol binding. Gene Ontology annotation, cellular component: cytosol; intracellular membrane-bounded organelle; membrane. The record is from RefSeq and is a predicted model, not a curated record. The transcript is spliced from 21 exons. NCBI's taxonomy places the organism in Eukaryota, Metazoa, Mollusca, Bivalvia, Pectinida, Pectinidae. The coding region runs from base 1 to 2145 and encodes 714 amino acids.